AUGGCAUUUGCCGGUUUAGCAGAUCUGCGUCUCUUCGACAACGUCUCACAAUAUAUAAACGCGUUGGCCGGAGAGUUUUCACCCGACACCACUCAUUUGCACGAUCAUAAUUGCAAGUGUUCAAUUGUUGAUCGACUCUGGUGCGACUAUUUUGGAAUGGGCACGUGCAUCAGCCGUGAGGCACGCGCAAGGAGAAAAGAACGGAAAAGAAAUAACAAACGAUUACGGGAGGCUCGAAACGCAUCAUCACCACGUGAUCAUUAUAACAUAUCAAAUGGCGGAAGAUAUGGGCAUAGAAGUCGAUCAGAAGGUGGAAAUGGAGAUGUUCGAGACGAUAUAAAGGAAUUGAUUAUUGAAACAUUGGAAGUUAUUCGCACGUUAGUCAAUAAUGAACAAGAGCCGCCGCAAUCAUUACUCAAACUGAAUUUUAUUGCCGAUGAGGAGAAAGGAUGGAUGCUGGUUGUGAAAGCGUUGAUUUAUACAAUCCCCGAAAACGAUCCUCUCGGCCCUGCAGUAAUAUCAUUAUUCCUCGACGAAUGUCCACUCCCCUCCAAAGAAUCCGUUCAAACUCUUCUUAACUCUCUGGGUCUCUCAGAUGAUUUUGUUGAAUCGAAGCAUCUUCCUCCGUCAUGGCACAAAAAUAUGUGUAUUGUACUCGGAUCGCUAGCCGAGAAAAUGGCCGGAACUGCCGCAGUCACCAUAUUUAAUAACAAUAUUCGUGGAUAUCUGAUGAAAAUGAUUAGUUACGGACUGACAUAUUUCCCGCCGGCGUAUGGAAAAUCGCUGAAAGAAAAGAACACGCAUAGUGUCAGAAUGUUCGCUCUGUUGGCGUUGGAGAAGUUUGCUCAAACGAGGGAAAACCAGAUAACAAUCAGCAAAAUGUUUUCGGAUAAUUCGGGUAGUCAUCCACUGUUAAAAAUGGAAGAAUACUUGAAAAACGAGGAUGUCGUGAGAUAUUGGAAUGCGAAACAAGAGGGAUUCUGUGCUCAAUGGGCAUUGGAUAAUAUAUUCAUUCUCCCCAACCGCCCGUACUCUUACGAAACGUGUGAGACUUCUCAAAUCAACGCAAUGCUCAAUCAUGAAGACGUCAGUGAAUAUCUGAAAAUCGGGCCAGAUGGUCUCGAGGCGCGUUGCGAUGUCUCCUCAUUCGAAUCGGUUCGGUGCACAUUCGAAGUGAUGGACGGUGUAUGGUAUUACGAGGCGACGGUCCUGACUUCCGGUGUGAUGCAAAUCGGUCUCGCCACGAAAAGAUCUCGUUUCUUGAAUCACGAGGGUUACGGUAUUGGAGAUGACGCCUCGUCGGUUGCAUAUGAUGGAUGUCGUCAACUGGUUUGGUAUAAUGCAAAAAGCCAGAAACACGAACAUGACAACUGGCAACCAGGAGACGUUAUAGGAGUUCUUCUCAAUAUUCCAUCCGGAGAAGUGGUUUUCUUCUUGAAUGGAAUUCCAUUGAGAGAACCGAAUACCGAGUUUUUGAGUAACCGACAGCCUGCGGAAGGUGUCUUCGCUGCCGCCAGUUUCAUGUCAUUCCAACAGUGUCGAUUCAACUUUGGAGCGAGUCGAUUCAAAUUCAAUCCUGGAAGAACGUUCAGACAUUUCAAUGAAUUCGGUCGACUCACCACUGCUCAGAGAACUAUAAUUCCGAGACGAGUCAGACUGGAGCAGUUGGAAAAAGAGCAUAUUCCUGAUGAUUAUUGUACAAUUUGUUUUGCGGCACCAGCGAGUACACAGUUGGAACCUUGCAAUCAUGAUGGUUUCUGCUCUGACUGCUGUAACAUGAUGGAUCACUGUCCGCUGUGCCGUACGCCAAUUCAAGAUCGAAUUCAAAAAUUCAACAAUAACACAAAGUUCGAUACUGUCAAAUCACCAUCGCACUCCUCGAUUUCCGCUUUUCAGCGUGUGAACAGUCAGAGAAGAAGUAUUCGAGCAACAUCGGCGAUAACCAAUUCAAGUAGUGGAGGGGAUACGACAAUUCGCUCAACUCCGCCGAAAGAUUCCAACUCAACAUCGUCCUCUGCUAUUGCCAGGCGGCAUACUCAAGUUUAA
Messenger RNA from Caenorhabditis remanei, 2046 nucleotides. RefSeq lists its product as uncharacterized. Gene Ontology annotation, molecular function: protein binding; ubiquitin-protein transferase activity. The transcript is spliced from 8 exons. Gene Ontology annotation, cellular component: cytoplasm. Lineage: Eukaryota; Metazoa; Nematoda; Chromadorea; Rhabditida; Rhabditidae. The record is from RefSeq and is a predicted model, not a curated record. Bases 1 to 2046 code for a protein of 681 amino acids.